Saccoglossus kowalevskii is the source of this 480-nucleotide messenger RNA. Its product is annotated as CMP-N-acetylneuraminate-poly-alpha-2,8-sialyltransferase-like. The record is from RefSeq and is a predicted model, not a curated record. Gene Ontology annotation, molecular function: alpha-N-acetylneuraminate alpha-2,8-sialyltransferase activity. Gene Ontology annotation, biological process: N-glycan processing; oligosaccharide metabolic process. NCBI's taxonomy places the organism in Eukaryota, Metazoa, Hemichordata, Enteropneusta, Harrimaniidae.
AUGACUGUGCAUAGGAUACCACGACAGAAGACGUGUGCCGUUGUUGGUAACAGUGGAAUUCUUCUAAACAGCAGUUGUGGUGACGAGAUCAACUCCAAUGACUUUGUCAUACGGUGUAACAUUCCAGAAAUUGAAGGAUUCAGUCGUGACGUUGGCAACAAGACAAAUGUAACCAACAUUAAUCUAACCAGAGUUAAAGACAUUCAUAAAGCAAUGGAAUUCAAAAAAGCUCCAACAGCAGGAAUGCUCACCAUUGGUGUCGCUGUAUGUCUCUGUGAUAAAGUCAGUGUAUAUGGAUUCUAUCCAUUUCCAGCUGGACCCGAUGGCAGAUUUGUUCCCUAUCACUAUUUUGGAGAGUUUACAAAUAUUACAGCCGGGUCUUUCAAAACACGAUAUGGUUUCCAUCAAGAAUACUUGAUAUUGCAGAAGUGGCACCAGGAGGGACUUAUUAAUUUUGUAUUUGGUUCAUGCAUAACAUGA